Anneissia japonica is the source of this 1107-nucleotide messenger RNA. RefSeq names its product 40S ribosomal protein S11-like. The record is from RefSeq and is a predicted model, not a curated record. Gene Ontology annotation, molecular function: structural constituent of ribosome. Gene Ontology annotation, biological process: translation. The transcript has 4 exons. Gene Ontology annotation, cellular component: cytosolic small ribosomal subunit; ribosome. Bases 32 to 499 code for a protein of 155 amino acids. NCBI's taxonomy places the organism in Eukaryota, Metazoa, Echinodermata, Crinoidea, Comatulida, Comatulidae.
UGACUGUUCUUUUCGGCUACAACCUUCCAAGAUGGCUGACCAGAAUGAGAGAGCUUUCCAAAAGCAACCAACGGUUUUCCAGAACCGAAAGCGUGUUUUAGGAUCGAAGGUCAAAGUCCAACGUCUAGUGAGAAAUGUAGGGCUAGGUUUCAAGACACCGGCUGAGGCAAAGGAGGGAACAUACAUAGACAAGAAGUGCCCUUUCACUGGCAAUGUUCACAUUCGAGGAAGGAUCCUUAGUGGCUCGGUUGUAAAAAUGAAGAUGGACCGCACAAUUGUCAUACGGCGUGAUUAUCUUCAUUACAUCAAAAAGUACAAUCGAUUUGAGAAGAGACAUAAAAACUUGUCUGUACAUCUCUCACCUUGUUUCAGAGAUGUAAAACUUGGGGAUGUUGUGACUGUUGGUGAGUGUCGACCAUUGAGCAAGACCGUACGGUUCAAUGUUCUCAAGGUCAACAAAGCUCCUGGCUCUACAAAGAAACAAUUCCAGAAAUUCUGAAUGAACUGUAUUAUGUACAUCACUAAAUAAAGCACAGUUACAGAAUAAAGUCGUUAAGGAUUUUUGUUGAGAGUUAUCAUGAGCUAAACAAAUUAAAAUUUCACUUCGUAUAGGGAAAGCAUAAUUUAUACCCCAUAAUUAAAAUUUAAAUUUAACAUUGCAGACAGACUUUUUCUUGUAAUCUUUUGCAUAGACCCUUAAAUUGGUGUCAGGAAAUCGCGAAAAACAUUUUUUAAAAUCCAUCUCUUCUGUCUCAGAUUGUGAGAUAGAAGUACCAUGAUUUAAUUAAAUAAAAAAAACACAAAGAACUUCAAAUUGAAGAUCAUGGACAAUCAUGAUUUGAUGAAUACUAAUAACAUGGAGGGAAGUGUCGAGAUGUAAUGGAUUCUGAUACAGUACAGUAUUAAAAUACAUUCACACUAGACACAAUAACGACAAAAUAAAAAUGCGCUUGUUAAAAAAUAUAAAUGACGCUAUAAUAUGUUGUGUCGUCUUUGUGUCUAGUGUAAAUGUAGCUUUAAUGUGUACGAAACUGUUCAACAAUUUGUGUAUGAAUAUUACAUUUUCUAUAUUGAGUUUGAAAUAUAAUUUAAAGUGAUAAAAGGUAA